Messenger RNA from Acanthamoeba castellanii str. Neff, 429 nucleotides. RefSeq names its product actin, putative. Bases 1 to 429 code for a protein of 142 amino acids. The transcript is spliced from 2 exons. Lineage: Eukaryota; Discosea; Longamoebia; Acanthamoebidae. The record is from RefSeq and is a predicted model, not a curated record.
AUGGGAGACGAGGUUCAGGCUCUGGUCAUCGACAACGGUUCGGGCAUGUGCAAGGCUGGCUUCGCCGGUGAUGACGCCCCCCGCGCUGUGUUCCCCUCGAUCGUCGGUCGCCCGCGCCACACCGGCGUGAUGGUCGGCAUGGGCCAGAAGGACUCGUACGUCGGUGACGAGGCCCAGUCCAAGCGUGGUAUCCUCACGCUCAAGUACCCCAUCGAGCACGGCAUCGUGACCAACUGGGACGACAUGGAGAAGAUCUGGCACCACACCUUCUACAACGAGCUCCGCGUGGCCCCCGAGGAGCACCCCGUGCUGCUCACCGAGGCCCCGCUCAACCCCAAGGCCAACCGCGAGAAGAUGACCCAGAUCAUGUUCGAGACUUUCAAUCAAUACCACGUGAUAUUUGCCAUCAGCCUUCUACAUGAGAAGUAG